AAUGCACCCACUGUGUGCCGCUGGCUUUACAUAUGGUCGGUGGGAUCACAGUCCUUGGUCCACGGUCCAAUGAAAGAAGCUAUUUAAUCUUGCUGGACGUAACGAUUUGGAAAGAAAAUUAUACAUUAAAGAAUUAACGGACAUAUUUAACUUUGUUAACGGCCGCUAGAUUUUUAACAGCAAGUGUUUGAUCCUGUUAAUAUAUGGCAGUGGGCAAAUCUCUCAGUACUGUGGUGCAUUCUAGCUGCUGUUUGAAAAACCAGUACAACUUCUAUAAAACUGCUAUGACUUCUUUGCUGGUUCCUCCGAUGUCAGUCCGUGGAAUGACUUGUUUGGAUCGUGAUGCAUUUGCAACAGUCGUGAACAUACCAAUAUUAAAAUUAAAAAAAAUUGUUACAAAAUUCGAGGAUAUUACCGAAAAUGAUAGACAAUCUCUGGUGGGUCAGUAUGAAUACUUUAGCACUAAGAGCAUUACACUAAAGUAUGAGAAUUGGCGUGGCCAUGAGAUAUUAAAAGCAAUUUUGCCAGAAGACAUUCAACCUCCUGCAGCAUACAGCUUGGUAGGACAUAUUAUGCAAUUAAAUCUGCGUGAUAUACAUUUACCCUACAAAACUAUUAUUGGUCAAGUGUUUCUUGACAAGACUCCGAAUGUACAAACAGUAGUAAACAAAGUAAAUGCUAUUGAUACAACAUUUCGAUAUUUUACUAUGGAGAUCCUAGCUGGUGAAAAGAAUACAGUAACAACCACAAAAGAACAUGGUUGUACAUAUCAGUUUGAUUUUGCGCGAGUUUACUGGAAUCCACGUCUAUCUAAUGAACAUACACGUUUAAUAGCAUGCAUGAAGAAAGACGAUGUUCUAUAUGACGUAUUUGCAGGAGUGGGACCCUUUGCUGUGCCUGCUGCGCGUAAAGGUGUCAAAGUACUCGCAAAUGACUUAAAUCCUGAGUCGUACAAAUGGCUUCAGAUAAAUGUUACUGCUAACAAAGCUAAAAUGGAUCAAUGUCCAGCAAGCUUGAUAGUUGUCGGAAAUGAAAUUUUAAAUGGACAGAUUGUUGAUACCAAUACAUCAUAUUUAGCAAGAAGUUUGAAGGCUGCUGGUUUGAGUUUGCAGAGAGUUACAGUCGUUCCCGAUGUGGUGGAUGAUAUUGCUAAAAAAGUAAAAAAUGCCUCACAGGAGUAUCCUGUUGUAUUUACAUCCGGUGGUGUUGGUCCUACUCAUGAUGAUGUAACUUAUGAAGCUGUAGCAAAGGCUUUCAGAUUAAAACUUGAAUCACAUCAAGAAUUACUUGAUACCUAUAUUCGGAUGAAUCCUAAUCAGCCAGAGAUAAAACGACUCGCUAUUGUCCCCAAUCCUUGCAAAAUAAUUAAUGUCAAGUCUACAGAAGUUUUUCCAGUGAUAAGUGUAAAAAAUGUUUAUAUACUGCCUGGAUCUCCUAAAUAUUUUGAGGCUGCAGUAGACACGAUAGUUCCUCAAUUAAAAGGAUUCACGCCGUUACACUUUGAACACAUAAAUAUCAAAUUGAACAAAUUGUCUAUAGUGGAUAUAUUAGAUAAGCAAGCAAAACGAUGGGAUGGCAAAGUGAGAAUUGGCAGUUACGUUCAAUCAGAACCACAGACUUUUACGAAAAUUACCUUGGAAGGAUCGAAAGAAGCAGUGGCCGAAGCAAAGGAAGAACUUCUAUAUUAUCUGCCAGUGCAAAAACUUAUGAACCUGGAGCAUGGAUUGAGUCAUUUUCAAAUGAAUGCUCUUCUCGAGGAUAAUGAAGCAUAUAUUAAGUGUGCGUUGAAUAUAGUACAGGAAUGUUAUGAUAGAUAUAAAUCUGAUGAGAUUUUUAUAAGUUUCAACGGUGGUAAGGACUGCACGGCAGUCUUGCAUUUAGCUGCCAUUGUCGCCAAAUCGCGCGAUAUCUCGUCAUUGUUGUGUCUAUACGUGACAGCGGAUUCCUUUCCGGAAGUGGAAGCAUUCGUAGACCUAGCAUCCAAAUAUUACGGUUUGGCGAUCAUUCGGAAGCCACGGCCCGUGCGAUCUGCAGUGUUGACUUUACUGGAAGAGAAGCGCAAUUUGAAAGCAAGUCUCAUGGGUAUGAGGAAGGACGACCCGGGCUCGGCAAAUCUGCAACCGUUCGCGCUCACCGAUCCGGACUGGCCACAAUUGAUGCGUGCCAACCCUAUUUUAAAUUGGUCGUACAAUCAGGUGUGGGCGUUCCUGUUGAAGCACAAUGUCCCUUAUUGCUCGCUUUACGAUCAGGGAUACACGAGCCUCGGUAACAGGAGCAGCACGAUGAAGAAUCCGCUGCUGAAAGAUCCCAACGAUCCUUCGUCUUACUUACCAGCAUACACUUUGACUGACAAGUCUGCCGAAAGAAGAGGCAGAUUGUGAUAAAGCACCAAAGCAAGAUUAGUGUUUGAAUUUGAAUUUGGUAUUCUUAGUGAAUUUCACGCACAACCGCUGGCGUUCACCAGUAUUGUUACAUAUUUUUAUUAAUUUUAAUAUUGUUAAGUUUCUUCCAGAUAUAUCGAUUUUUUUUUUAAUUACGAGAUGAGUAACACAGUUUUAUGAAUAUUAGCAAUCA
Messenger RNA from Harpegnathos saltator (Jerdon's jumping ant), 2574 nucleotides. Its product is annotated as FAD synthase. Gene Ontology annotation, biological process: tRNA methylation; FAD biosynthetic process. The record is from RefSeq and is a predicted model, not a curated record. The transcript has 8 exons. Gene Ontology annotation, molecular function: FMN adenylyltransferase activity; tRNA (guanine(37)-N1)-methyltransferase activity. The coding region runs from base 204 to 2381 and encodes 725 amino acids. NCBI's taxonomy places the organism in Eukaryota, Metazoa, Arthropoda, Insecta, Hymenoptera, Formicidae.